ACAAAACAAAAAAAACCUAAACAAACACUCUGACGAAAAAAGCUGCGUACUACCUAACCACACUACUCUUCGCCGUUGCGUGAAUGGAGUCACUCUCACUUCCUUCUUCUUCUUAUUCUUCUUACUCUACUCUCUUCUCUUCACACCACACUCACUCUCUCACUAGACCUCAUCGACUCUCUGUUUCUCUCACCGCCGACAAGACCACCAUGAGAGGACCUCCGGCGAUCUCGUGUGUCGCAGAGCGGUCGAGCCAUCAGCCUCAGUCGCCGGAGAAGGAGACAAAGCUAUGGGGCGGUCGGUUCGAAGAGAGUGUGACUGACGCCGUGGAGAGGUUCACGGAGUCGAUUUCAUUUGACAAGCAACUGUACAAGCACGAUAUCAUGGGGAGUCGUGCUCAUGCCUCCAUGCUCGCUCAUCAGGGAUUAAUGAGCUGCAGUGAUAGAGAUAGUAUUCUACAAGGUCUAGAUGAGAUAGAGAGCCAAAUUGAAGGAGGGAAUUUUAAGUGGAGGACUGACAGAGAGGAUGUGCACAUGAACAUUGAAGCUGCACUUACAGAUUUGAUUGGCGAACCGGCAAAGAAACUUCAUACAGCUCGGAGUCGAAAUGAUCAAGUUUUGACUGAUUUUCGCUUGUGGUGUCGCGAUGCUAUUGAUGCAAUUCUUUCACGCAUUAAACACCUUCAGGUUGCACUGGUGACCUUGGCUGAGAAAAAUGAAGGCUUGAUAGUUCCAGGUUAUACGCAUUUACAGAGGGCACAGCCUGUUCUACUGCAACAUCUUCUCUUAGCAUUUGUUGAGCAGCUCGAACGUGAUGCUGGUCGUUUACUGGAUUGCAGAGUUAGGCUAAAUUUCUGCCCUCUAGGUGCAUGUGCAUUGGCAGGAACUGGCCUUCCCAUUGAUAGGUUUAUGACGUCUAAAGAUUUGGGAUUCACUGCUCCCAUGAGUAACAGCAUCGACGCAGUUUCAGAUCGGGAUUUUGUCUUGGAGUUUCUUUCGGCUAAUUCCAUCACGGCUAUUCAUCUUUCUCGGGUUGGCGAAGAAUGGGUAUUGUGGGCGUCAGAGGAAUUUGGAUUUCUAACUCCUAGUGAUAGAGUUUCAACCGGAAGUAGUAUAAUGCCUCAGAAGAAAAACCCAGAUCCAAUGGAACUUGUUCGUGGGAAGUCUGCUAGAGUUGUUGGAGACUUGGUUUCUCUUCUUGUUCUGUGCAAGGGACUUCCUCUCGCUUACAAUCGCGAUUUACAGGAAGACAAGGAACCUGUAUUUGACAGUGUCAAAACAGUCAUAGGAAUGCUGGAAGUGUCAGCAGAGUUCGCACAGAACAUUACCUUUAAUCGGGAGAGAAUAAAGGCGGCUUUACCAGCUGGUCAUCUCGAUGCCACUACACUCGCAGAUUAUCUGGUGAAAAAGGGAAUUCCUUUCAGAACCUCUCAUGAUAUAGUCGGAAGGUCCGUUGCAUUAUGUGUAUCUAAAAACUGCCAGCUGCAGGAUCUCAGUCUUGAGGAGUUGAGAAGUAUUAAUCCGGUGUUCGACAAGGAUGUAUAUGGGUUUCUUGGAGUAGAAAAUGCUAUCAAGAAAUUCUGCUCGUAUGGUUCCACAGGUGCAGAACAAGUUGCUAGUCAACUCCAGUACUGGAUUAAUAAGCUUAACCUCAACAGAGGGAAUGACCAGUAAUGAAUGGUGCGAUGGAGGGUUUUUGAGACAAGUGUGUGCUAUAGUUGAAGAUUUGGUUCGUGAAAAAAUGGAAAUAUAUAGCAAAAGAAUCCGAUCUUCACCUUUUAAAAAAUAAAGUUUUUCGGUCACAAUUGACAUCUUUACUAUGCAAUUGUUGUUGUAUGGAAGAGCUCGAGACAUUCAUGAAUUAGUGACUCUCUCUCUCUCUCUCUCCCCGGAUGUUUUUGUUUUUUGGUUUUGACCCUUUUUGAUUUUUGGUUGGAAGCAUUGGUAUAUGCAAUGAAAUAAAGAAUUAUUUUCGACAUUAUUAUUCAAAUUUUGUCUUAAACAACUUCGUGUUUGGAUUUCUGAGGACACUGUUUUGUAUAUUGCCCCUUUCUUCUUACAGAUUUUCGAAUCUGUUAGAUUUUCUUUCGCCUCA
This is a messenger RNA of Camellia sinensis, 2094 nucleotides long. RefSeq names its product L-Aspartase-like family protein. Lineage: Eukaryota; Viridiplantae; Streptophyta; Magnoliopsida; Ericales; Theaceae. Gene Ontology annotation, molecular function: argininosuccinate lyase activity. Gene Ontology annotation, cellular component: cytosol. The record is from RefSeq and is a predicted model, not a curated record.